AUGGCAACAGUUGCCCCAUCCGAGCUAGUAGAAGAUGUCUGCACUGAGACUGAGAAAUUGAUGAUGGCUUACGGUGAAAGAUCAGGGUAUGUCGCAAAAUAUGAUGAAUGCGUCAAUGCUCUUCAAAUGGAUCCUAGAACUGCCACAGCAAACAUCACCACUCUUGCCGAAAUUAGUGUCCAGCUGGCGAUUUCCUGUGCGAAAAAUGCCAAGGCUUUGAUAGAAAACCUUCUCGGGAAUACAACACCUGCUUCAAGAGAGCCCCUUCAGAAUUGUCUGUCCUCGUACGUGAAUAUCACUGGCCAUUUCGAAAAUGCACUCUCGGGGCUAAGUGCAGGUCUGCAAUCUUCCAACUUCGACAUCGCGGAGGUUUUGGACCUUGUCAAGAUAUGUGAACUUGAAUUGACAAGGAACCAGACUCAUAUUCUGCAGCUUACGAACAGAAACCACUACACCCGCAUGUUUGUUGAAAUCUCAGAAUUUCUCAUAACCCGGCUUGAAUUAUAUCACAUAGGCAACGGCUUCACACAGACGAGGACUCAUGGUUAA
Molecule: messenger RNA, 549 nt
Organism: Populus euphratica (Euphrates poplar)
Lineage: Eukaryota; Viridiplantae; Streptophyta; Magnoliopsida; Malpighiales; Salicaceae
Product: putative invertase inhibitor
Exons: 1
Coding region: 1-549 (182 amino acids)
Molecular function (GO): enzyme inhibitor activity
Source: RefSeq, a predicted model, not a curated record